CAUCCAUCUUGAAUUUGACGUCAUCCCACACCAGAGAUGAGGUCAUCCCUGCGCGGCCACGAAGGCGCGCUCCUGCCUGACAAAGCGAUCAUGAAGCAGAUAGGAAUCAACCAGCUGCUGCUUUUGGCACAGAAGAGGCCGGGCAGAUGCAUACCUGGGAGAAUUUACAGUAUUUUCCAGCUGUUUCAGCAGUGGAAGGAAGAAGAAGCCUGUGAGUAUGGAGAACAUGGAGCUCAAUGCUACAGAAUAAUGCUAGUACAGUCUAUACUAUGUGACUGCCGCUGAUGGAACAGAUUCUCUGAUGAAUGACAAGGAUUUAUGGGAGAAACAUUACAUCACUGUUGCAAUGAGGUCAUCAUUAAGUCAUUCAUCAUCGUUGUAUAAAGCACAGGCAGUUAGUAACCACUUAACAACCAGAAAGUACCAUUUCCCCUUCCAGCUAUCACGUCUGUGAGUACCCGGUGACACGGAACGUUCCCAAAGUGGUUGCUUUCCAAACGCCCUAUCAGGCAGCAGUGCCGUGCCAUGGGUGGCUCCCCUGGGGACUGUGUACCAAAACACAUUAUAGGAUUGAAUACCGCACCAUAUUCGUACCUGAGACGACCAACGUGAGCCGCUGCUGCGAGGGAUACGAGAAUGUGGGUCACUAUUGCGCAAAGUCUUUAGAUACAGCCAGUGGAUUCACUUCACGACCGGGUAAAUGCCCCUCUGUACCCGAGGGAGUGGCAGAACCCAGCUGUGAGUUUGACUCUGACUGCCCGGGACUGCAGAAAUGCUGUGGAUUCUCCCAUGGAGCUGCCUGUGCCUCUCCUGCAGCUCCGGCUCUCGACAGGAACGCAAGCAAGUAUUGGUACAAUGGCACUGUCACCAUAAAAAUAGGAUUUAGCGAACUCUGCCGCGUGGACGUUGGAUUCUUCAAUCACACAAGGUUAUUACAUUCCAUGAUUACCGGAGCGUUGUGUCCUCUAAACACCACCGUCCAUCACAUCUCCACAAAGCCUGAAGGAAUCUUUGCAGUGAAGUCUCAGAUCCUGAUUGGGGUGAAUGAAUUGGACUCCCUGCCUAAUAUCUCUGCUAAGCUUAACGGCAUUGUGACCCGCAUCCCAGAAAUAAUCAGCAUACACCUAGAAGAUAUCAACGAAUGUUUGCAUAUGGAGCUGCACCCUUGUUUGCCCGGUGAGCUCUGCACCAAGGAGAAUGGCUCAUACCAAUGCAGCAGACCCAAUACCAAUGAACAGAUCAGGCCUCCUUUGCACAUGUCUCAUUGGACAACAGAAACCCCUCCGCUGGCUUCUCCUGAACCAGGACCUAAAAACCUUUCUUCUAGACUCCCUCCACCUCCAGUCAGCAGCAACGGAACUAGGCCUUUCUGCAAUUGCUCAGUAUUUAAGUAUCUCAGAAUCUCCAAUGUCAGUAGCGGUGGAUUUGACAUGGACUGGAGCACAGACUGCCCGGAGAACCAGACUUACCAUGUACAUGUGUAUGCACAGAAUGGAUUUACCAGCCGGCGGGAAAUCAGACAGACGUACACGGAAAUACGUGGGUUAAUGGCAGGGGACCUGUGUAUGGUCAACGUCAGCUUCAUGGACUGCAUGGGGCAUGUUCAUUGGAAGGAAGGAAGAAUAAAACAUGACGCGCAGAUUUUAAAUGUUACACUUAAAAUAACGAACCAUAACCUGACUGAGGCUCUGAGCAACUCCAGCUCUGGAGAAUAUUUGGACUUUGUAACCAAAUUUGUCCAAGAGACCAAACAGGCUCUAUCUAAGGACUUUGCUCCGGCAGAGCUGAUGGUGGAGGUUGAAUCCCUAAGAGCUGGAAGCAUCAUUGUUUGUUUCACUGUAACUGUCAUUGACUCCCUGGUUCCACUUAAUCUCUCCCGACUGCCAGUCUCAUUUAGGAGCAGUUCGUUUGUAAUCGACGAGAAGUCUGUUAUUAUAGAAGAUUUCAAUGAAUGUUCAUCACCUCUGGAUAACGACUGCCAUACAAGCGCUCAGUGCAUAAACCUAUACCUGUCCUAUACCUGUCAGUGUCUGGAAGGGUUUACUGAUAUAUAUCUAAGCCGGCCUGGAAGGAACUGUGUAGGGAUGAUGGGUUUGGUUGGCCCACAAUUACUCAAUGUUACACAUUCAGGAAGAAUGAACGAACCAUCCCCUACAAAUGCAGCAGAUACAUCGUUCCAAACCUCAGUAACCCCCGGGACAUCAUUAUAUGCCACUACUGAAAAUAUGGAGGCAAAUACCAGCGCCACUUUUAUUCCUCCUGGAGACACAAACACUAGCCAUUCUGUAGAGAGCUACCAUAUUGGGAACAGUACAGCGUUAAUAAUGGAACAACCCAAAGGUGAAAAUGUAACUAACAUGGCUGCUGCUUUACCUGCUCCAGUUCCUACCCAGAAUGAGAGCAACGUGUCUGUCUGGAACACAACAACCACCACCGGUGAUACCACCCACACUGAUACCCCACAUGGCUCCAGCCAGCCGCCCACAGACAUUCCUACAUCUUCCAAUGUUACUUAUGGGAUAACUCCAAAUAGAACCACCAUGGGUCUUCCUGUGGCUUCUUCUACUGUGCCUACAGGAACCACCGUUAGUCCUUUGAUGCCCACCACAUCCACCACUAUGGAGAUGUCCCAACCACCGGCCGUGCAGGUUACCGCCAUGCAGUUAAAGUCGGCAAGCACGCUGAUCUGCGACACGGGAAGGAUCGGUAUCAUUAUCCAGAGGUCGUACCUGAGGCAGAAAUUCAUUGAUGAAAGCUCCCUUUACCUCGGGAAUCCGGAAUGCAAUGUUACCCAGACUAAUGACACCCAUGUUUUGCUGCAGGCCGGAUGGAAUGAGUGCGGCACAGAAGAACACAGUAAUAAAACGAACAUAAUGGUGAAUACUUCCUUGUACCAUAACCUACUGACGUAUCCCAAUCCUACUCCUCGCCAGCUGGGCACCAUUAGAUGUGUCUUCUCCAAUGAUAUUCUGGCAUCGACUGGAUACACGCCUUCCGGAGGGUUUCUUACCAUCAUUGAAAAACUGGAAGGGGACGGAACGUUUAUGCCGGAAUUUCAGCUCUUCAGCAGCGACCAACCGAUGUCAGAAAACCUCACGUUCAAUGCAACCGAUAACAUCAAGGUUCAGAUUAGGAUCAAGGCAGACGACAGCCAGCUGAAGGUUGUCAUCAGUGAUUGUUGGGCCACCCCCAGCUUGAGCUCUGACGAUCCAAUAUCUUUUCCUUUUAUUAAGCAAAGCUGUGCUGUGAAAGAAACCUACACCGUCAUCCAUACCAACGGCAUCUCUAACAACGCCACGUUUGAGACAAAGCUCUUUUCAUUUGUCGGGGAUCAUUCAGUGGUGUACAUUCACUGCCGGCUCCACGUGUGCAAGGAAAGCGAGGGCUCCAGCUGUAAGCCGACCUGCGGUGCGGUUUCAGCAAGAAGCAGCUCCCCUAAUAUAUUCACAGGCCUUACUCGGUUAGGGCCCAUACACCAAAGCCCACGAGCACAUAAGGAAGAGACCCCAGAGAAGCCCCAGCUGGGGCCGGGCUACAUCACUCUUAUCAUUGUCGCUGUCCUUGCCUUCGUAGCAAGCCUGGCGGCCAUUUUCAUUUGUUGGCAUGAGAGAAGAACCGGAAAGUACAACUUCACCUUUAAGUGUCAGGAUGUUGGCUACCAAGUAUUCUCUAACUAGUUACGUUAGACCCACGUUAGUAGCUGCAUUUACCAUGAGCGGAUGGAUACGGUCUCAUUCGGAGCAACCUCCCCUUUAGUUUUGUGUUGAUUUAAAAAUAUUAAAAAGCUCAGAAUUAGUUUUCAGAAAAUUGUGGGACAAAAAGAAAAUGGUCUUUUAUUUAAUAUUAUUUUGCUUCAUUUUGUUCUGCCUCUCUCCAGUUUGGUUGGUGUUUCAACUACUAUUUGGGUGCUAGGGUGGCCUGAGCGCCCAGGCAGGGAGUUGAAUGGCAAACUGGAGGACAAUAGGAAAAAGUCCAAAGCACAAGUCUUCAGACUCUUUGUAUUUAGUCCCAAAAGAAGGUCACAGACUUAUAAAACAUGGCUGUAACAAGUCCAUAGUGCUGAUCCAGACUAUACCAGUGAUCCCCAACCAGUGGCUCGUGAGCAACAUGUUGCUCCCCAACCUGUUGGAUGUUGCUCCCAGUGGCCUCAAAGCAGGGGCUUAUUUUUGAAUUCCUGGCUUGGGGGCAAGGUUUGGUUGCAUAAACACCAAGUAUAAUGCCAAAGAUUAUACUGCCAGUCCACAUAGGGGCUAUUAAGUAGGCAAUUAUAGCUCGUUAUUGCCACCCCCAGGAAGCCUUUUCAUGCUUGUGUUGCUUCCCAACACUUUUUCCAUUUAAAUGUGGCUCAUGGGUAUAAAAGGUUGGGGAGCCCUGCCCUAUACCCUCAGGCAAUAGAGAUGUUUGAUGAGUCUUAAGCUGGCCAUACACUGAAAGACCCACUUGUUUGUUCGCCCAAUGAGCAAACCUAACCCUAUAACCUUCCCCUCGGGGCAAAUGAUAGGAAUUGAUAGGAAUUCAGGCCAUUGCAGCUAGGACCACAUCAGUGAGCCAACUUGCUCCUUUCCCUGACCGAUCGACAGUUGGCGCGCUCAUCUGAGGGCCCCAUACAUGGGCCGAUAAGCUGCCAAUUCUGUCCACUGGCAGAUUUUACCGGCCCGUGUAUGGCCACCUUUAGUCAGCAUCUUGAUUCAUUACCAUACCUGUAAAAAACAUUUAAAUAAAGGCUGUGAUUGGUUAUAUGGAAGCCCAGUAUGGACUGGCAGACUACAUGAGGCUCUAUUUGGCAGUACACAUGGUCCUUAUGCCUCCAAAACUUGCCUCCAUGUUAGAAAUUCAGGAAUGUAGACCUGCUUUGAGGCCACUGGGAGCAACAUCCAAGGGGUUGGUGAGUAACAUGUUGCCCCUGAGCCUCUGGUUGGGGAUCACUGGUCUACUCUAGUCAUAUCCAUUACACUAAAACCACACCCAUAAACUACUCAAACCCCACCUACCAUCUUGCAGUCCAUGUCCCUUUGCCCUGUGAAUCACACUUUUACAUCUCCUGGGCCCCCACUGCCAUGGGACUCCUGGCUGCAAUAGGCCCUGUAUCCCCCUGAUAGUGGCCCAUGUUCCAGGGAUACUCAAAACACUAAAUAAUCAGUCACCCUCAAUGUUUAUUGGCCUUUCAUGUGAACUCACCCUUCCACCAAACACUGGUCCAAAGAAAUCAGACUGGUCCUGUCUUCUUCCUUGUAUCCAAAUGGCCCAUCAUAAAGAGUCAUCCAAAAGUCUGAAAUGGUGAAUUACUCAACACAUGGUGGGUCUCAUUAGUUAUUAGCAGCUAUGGGCUUAAUUACUAUAGAACUUGGCAUUCACAUUGUAUGUAGAUAACUCACCCGAGAGCAUAUUGUAAUUUAUAUACUCCUACAUGUGAAGACAGACCUUUAUAUUUAUACCCAUAUUCUCAUGUACCCAGAAAUAUAUUUAUAAAGGAUUAUUUUUAUAGCCUUAAGUAUUCUGUAACUUUCACAUAUAACUGUGAGAAAAGCUUCGUGACUUGUACAACCUGAGAUGUCGGAAUGCCUUGUGCUGUCUGAUAAAUGAAGGGAACGGUCUUCUGUGCUUGAUGCUUGGGCAUUGCCCUACUGGGGUAGCCUUGGGUCAACUUACUGUCCUGCAUAAUAAUAAAAGUCAAUUAUGUACGUAUGGAACUUA
This is a messenger RNA of Xenopus tropicalis (tropical clawed frog), 5694 nucleotides long. RefSeq names its product uromodulin like 1 (gene umodl1). The coding region runs from base 942 to 3677 and encodes 911 amino acids. The record is from RefSeq and is a predicted model, not a curated record. Gene Ontology annotation, cellular component: extracellular region. Lineage: Eukaryota; Metazoa; Chordata; Amphibia; Anura; Pipidae. Gene Ontology annotation, molecular function: calcium ion binding; peptidase inhibitor activity. The transcript is spliced from 20 exons.